Messenger RNA from Sipha flava (yellow sugarcane aphid), 1940 nucleotides. Its product is annotated as sodium-independent sulfate anion transporter-like. The record is from RefSeq and is a predicted model, not a curated record. Gene Ontology annotation, cellular component: membrane. NCBI's taxonomy places the organism in Eukaryota, Metazoa, Arthropoda, Insecta, Hemiptera, Aphididae. Gene Ontology annotation, molecular function: secondary active sulfate transmembrane transporter activity. Gene Ontology annotation, biological process: transmembrane transport. The coding region runs from base 1 to 1881 and encodes 626 amino acids. The transcript has 10 exons.
AUGCACGACGUGACGAAACCCAACUCCAACAACAGCGUCAAAAAUAAACGUACACAAAAAUGUUUAAAGAACAAAAAAGUAAUAGAAUUUUUUCACCGAUAUGUGCCGAUCACCUCGUGGCUUCCAAAUUACAAUACGGAGAAAGCGACGGGUGACUUAAUCGCUGGUCUUACAAUUGGAUUGACAAUGAUACCGCAGAGUAUUGCGUACGCGUCCCUUGCCAAUUUAUCACCUCAGGUUGGGUUGUAUUCGGCACUUAUAGGUGGGUUUAUAUACAUGAUUUUCGGAACUGUGAAGCAAGUAUCCAUGGGACCUACUUCUCUUAUGGCUUUACUCACGUACGAGUACACAAAAAAUUUACCUUCCCAGUACGUUGUGCUGUUGACAUUCAUGUGCGGGAUUUUUGAAAUGCUCAUGGGAUUAUUACGAUUAGGGUUCUUGGUCGACUUGAUCUCCACUCCGGUGACGUCAGGUUUUACAACGGCCACUGCUUUCAUUAUUGUGUUGUCUCAGGUGAAGGGUAUUCUGGGCGUGAAGUUCAAGGGUGACUCGGUUAUAGAUAUCAUAGAGAAAUUGAUCGAACACUUCCACGAGAGAAGAAACGGAGACAUUUAUUUGGGGUUAGCCGCCAUCGUCUUUAUUUUAAUUAUGAGAGAGCUACAUAAUCUACCAGUCAAGGGAAAGAUAAAAAGGAUCAUAUGGUAUGUAUCCCUAAGCCGAAAUACAACCGUUCUUUUGAUUUCAAUGUUUAUCACGUAUUUGUACGAAUCAAGUGGAACUCCAUUGCCAUAUUUGACAUCAGAAACUGCUAAACCCGGACUGCCGUCACUACAGUUUCCGCCUUUUGGAUACACGUCCGGAAACACGACCGUCACGCUACCUCAGAUGUUGUACGAGAUCCGGUCUGCUAUGUUUGUCAUACCACUAGUGUCGGUGUUGGCCAACGUUUCCAUCGCUAAGGCUUACGCUAAUGGAGGCACAGUCGAAGCAACGCAGGAGAUGUUUGCUUUAGCCAUGUGCAACAUUGCCGGGUCGUUCAUUAGGUCGAUGCCUACGUGCGGCGCGUUUACUCGGAGCGCAUUGAUUCAAGCUAGCGGGGUCCGAACCACGAUGUCUAACAUUUACGCUAGCUGUCUAAUAUUAUUAGCCACCCUGUUCCUAACACCAUAUUUCCAUCUCAUUCCUAGGUGCAUACUGUCCUCGGUUUUGAUCAGCGCCGUCAUAUUUUUGGUAGACUAUCAAAUAGUCAAACCACUUUGGAAAACUAAUCGGAUCGAGUUAUUCGUCGGAAUGAUUACACUUUUGGUAAGCCUUUUCUUUACCGUUGAAAUCGGUUUACUUGCGGGCAUAUGCGCUAACAUAAUUCAUUUGGCACUAAUGUGGUCCAGACCGAAGUUGAAUAUCGAAUUAAUCAAAUCCAAAGGAGUGGAAUUCGUGCUGAUUACACCGAACAACGGGCUUUACUUCCCCGCGAUCGAUUAUCUGUACAGAGAGGUCAUGGACAUUUCGAAGCAGGAAAGGUACGCGAAAAUACCGCUCGUCGUAAACUUCGCGCGCUUGAAGGGACUAGACUACACCGCGGCCAAGGGACUGAGUGUGAUAUCGUCGGAGAUUCACGCCAAGGAUCAGCGUUUCAUCGUCGUGAACGCAUCGGACAAGAUACGAUACGUAUGCCGGAAGUCCGGAUGCAAGUCGAUGGUGUUCUGCAAUUCGCUUGACGCGCUUCCCGCCACGAUUCUCGGCGAAUAUUGCAAAGAAAAAUGUUCGCAGAACACGAGACGUGAAGACACCGUCGUAGACGUUCAAAUCAAGCUGGCCGAGGUUGUUCCGUUGUUGGAUAUCAAACCUACAAACGGUAACGAAACUAUAGUUGACAUAUAGUAUAUAGGUAUCUAAACAAUUUAUAUGCAUAUAUAUAUAUAUAUAUAUAUUUAUGAAUU